Molecule: messenger RNA, 4692 nt
Organism: Falco peregrinus (peregrine falcon)
Lineage: Eukaryota; Metazoa; Chordata; Aves; Falconiformes; Falconidae
Gene: CXCL12
Product: C-X-C motif chemokine ligand 12
Exons: 5
Coding region: 99-494 (131 amino acids)
Biological process (GO): immune response; positive regulation of cell migration; induction of positive chemotaxis
Cellular component (GO): external side of plasma membrane; extracellular region
Molecular function (GO): CXCR chemokine receptor binding; chemokine activity
Source: RefSeq, a predicted model, not a curated record
CUCUAUAGAGGGAGGGGAGGAGGGGACUCCGGCAGAGCGCCGCAGCUGCCGGGACGAGCAGUCCAGCGCCUGCCCCGCGCCCCGCCAGCCGCUCCAGCAUGGACCUCCGAGCCCUGGCUCUGCUCGCCCUCGCCCUGGCCAUCAUCUCCCUCUCGGAGGAGAAACCUGUCAGCCUGACUUACCGAUGCCCCUGUCGAUUCUACGAGAGCAACGUGGCAAGAGCCAACAUUAAGCACCUCAAAAUCCUCUCCACACCCAACUGCUCACUGCAGAUCGUUGCAAGGCUCAAGAGCAACAGCAAGCAAGUGUGCAUUGAUCCCAAGUUAAAGUGGAUCCAGGAAUAUCUGGAGAAAGCUUUAAACAAACCACGUCAUCGCACUCAUAAAAAAAAGCAACAGAAGAAACGGGGCCCACUCUGCCCUUCCCGUGCAACACCACUAAAGUCUCGUGGGAGGAAGAAUGGAGGUUCAAGAUGUAAGAGGCAAGCGUUGUAAGCCGUCUACAGGAUUUCUUACUGUAGGACCCAGAGAGCAGAUAACCAGUAUUAGGGAAUGAAUACAUGUCACUGUUAUCAUACAGCACAAAAGCAACGCUUCAUGCAUUUCCAAACGUUUUUUUUUGUUUGGUUGGGUUUGUGUGUGGGGUUUUUUGGGGGUUUUUUUGGUUUGGGUUUUGUUUGGUUUUUUUUUUUGCACAAAUUGGCUUGCUUUCACAGUGCUAUUUUUAUAUAGUAAGAUGUAACUAUUUGAGAAAAAUAUGUUUUUAUACAGGUUGGUUUAUUACCUAGCACUGAGGGCAGAUAUAAAUUUAAACUAACCCUGUGUUAUUAUAUAAUAUUUUAUUUCCUUUGCUAUGUAGAGGUUCUGCUUUAUUUAACUUUCUUUUGGUUCAUGCAAGUCUCCUGGAGUCUUAAACCUAGAAGGACAUGAACUGUACAGUGCAAUGAUGUUGUGUAAAUAGUGGAGGAACUCCUGGCCUCCAGAAGUCAUCAAGGCCAAGAACAUAGGAAGGCUAAAAGGCAUCAGACAUUGAUGAAAGUGGUCAGCAUUACCAUGGGUGGCAUUUAUAGGUAUUUUGGGUGAGGGAUUAAACUCAGGGCUACAGGGCUAAAGCCCUUCUCUGAAGAUCAGAGGCCUUGGUGACAGCUAUGAACAGCUGGGUUGUUGCAUGUCUGUUAUUGCAAGGUGCCAGUACGUGGUUUGCAGUGUGGCCCAUUAUUCAGUAGUGGUUGUGUGUGUUAGGAGCCACAACACUGAUCUGAUGUCACCUGGCAUUUCCUAUGUUCCUGUGUUUCUGAUGACAAAUUUUAGCACAAAAAAGAAUGGAUUAUUAAAUGUCUAACCACACAAUUGUGUUGCAAGUUGCUGGAGGGAUCAGAUACGCUGCCAGGUACCAGGUAUCUCUUCCCACCCUUCCACAGGAGGUGAUGUCAGCUUGCCUGGCUAGCUUUGCACUGAAUUGGGCAGAGAUGCAUUCAUGUGACACUUCACCAACGAUACUGUAGCCUUGGCUACUGAACAGUCAUAUGUACCUGAAGGAUGUAACAUCUCUGAUUGCUCCAGAGAUAUCUAAGAAGAAGAUGUCUGGCCCUAUCUUUGGAGAAAAGGGAUGUCUGGGGCAAGAGAGGGUCUGCCCAGUUUGUGGAAGGAGUGGUGUUUCUCGAGUGUGGACAUGAAGGCCAACACUCACUGUUCACCAGUGGUGGCAGCCCUGUUUGCUGCUGAGCAGGAUAGCCUCUGGAAUUUCCUUUGCAAAGUACACGUGGGGACAGGUACCACUUCUUGCGCCAAUCCCCUCUCUCAGCCAGAGAUUUCUUUCUCCUAAUUCCUACCUGUACACACAACACCUUUGCUGUGUGGUGUAUGGAGGGACACCUGCAGUACUGCAAUAACUGUGUUAUGCUGCACAUUGGGAUCUGGGGGGGAAGCACAUCUGUGCAGCACAAUGCUUGUGUCUGUAUGUAGCUCUGUGUGUAUUGUAAACAAACAAAUGUUGUAAGAUUGUAUCUUUUUUGAGCGGGUUGCUUCAAAAGGAAUCUUGCCUCUUCUCUGCAGCCUGUGUCAGGAACACUGAGAGGGGUGUUUCACUAAGUGCUCCUUUUUGUGGCAGGCAUCUUUACUGCCAAAGAGGCACUUUGGCUAGCCAGGGACUACCUUAUUUCCAUGUGGAUUCAGGUAAAAAUCUUAUAUUUUCCUCUCUGCAAAACAGUGCUAUUACAGAGAGGGUUUCAGCUGGGACCACAUCACCUCAUUUGCUUUGAAGUAGAAACUGACUGCUGCGCCUAAAAUGUGUGUGUGAUUUUGACAUUCCUUCUGUUGUUAUUAUUACCAGCCUGGUGCUUUAAGCUUAUUGUCUCUCUGUUUUGAAAGGUCUGGUACCACUGUACUUGAUGAAAACUUGAGUGUUGAUUUGGUGUGAGCAGGAUCAGAUCCUCUGUUGUAAGGGUAAAGACAGGAAGAACUUUUGUGAGAAAACUAGUUUAUUGUAUUUUUCCUGGACUGUACUUUAUGCCUUAGGGUCUAUCUGCUGUCCCCACACUUGCAUCUGUAAUUGCCAGUGGUUUGCCAGAGGCAGACGUGUGAGUGUCAAAGCCAAGAAUGACUUUGAGGAGGGUAUGGAAGAAUCUUGGUUCCGAGACAUUCAAAGCUUGUCAUUCUCACUGUCAUUCUCAGGCAGGAAUGUGCAUUCUUCACACAUUCCUCCCAUCAAAGGACAGCAAGUCUGAUUGAUUCCCAUUGGAGUAAACAGGGAGUUAAAUAAUGCUGUGAUUUUGUUUCAACAGCCUACCUUGCUAAUGAUGACAAGUGCCAUGAAGAUUUUGUUCCUAGGGGAAACAUUGGCUUUCCAGUGAAAAGAUGGGGUGGGUAGAUAUGACUGUACAGCCUUGCCAGUGCUCUGCUGCAGUCCUCGUUAACAGGGAGUGCAUUUGGGGUCAGCACUGGCAGGGAAAGGUCUCUGGGCACGUGCCAACCCUACAUCACAGCCUGGGCAAACAGACUUUGACAGAAGCAUUGAGACGGGCAGUGCUGCAGCACUCCAGCCAAAACCCUGGGGUCCCAGCUCUGGACAGUACAGCCAGGUGGUGGAGGUACCGCAGAAAAUGGGGUCACCUGCCAACCUUCUCUCCUGAGGGCAAGCUAGUGAGUGUUGCAGCGGUAGACUGUGCUAAAGGAAGGGCAUUUGCUCCUGGGAGAAAUGCAUGAGUAGCAGCAGGAAGGAAAGGGACUCCCUGCAAGGCUAGGGAACAUUUACAGCCAGGUGGUAGUUGUCAGGGUGACUUGUGGGCCAUCUGCCUCUGGCAUUUCUUGAGACUCACAUUGUGACCUGGGCCCUGAGACCACUACACUGGUUGCUACUCAUGCAGCUGAGACCACUCAGGGCAUGGGGCUGCUGCUGAGGGCCAGCACUAUGUCCCUCCCUCACCUGGGCAAGGUUGAGCAUAGCGUGAACACAGGGGUGGCACAGACCUUGUCAAAGACUGAAGUGGGAACCUGAUAAAAGCUUUCUCUUGCUUUAGACCAAAAUUCAAUCCGGAGUGGGAAGCUUUGCUCUUUGCCUGACAUGAUUUGCACGAUGCAUUGGGAAGAGCAGCCGUGCCCUUUUUGCUGGAGAAAUCAAUCACUCGCUGCCCCAGGCUCCGUGUGCUGCCCUGUGCAUUGCAGGCUGCUCCUCCUGGGCACGCUGCACUCUGAGCAGGCUGAGAAGCAGCACUAGCAGAAACCUGCCCGGGGAGAGCACUUGAUUUUCCUUUCUGCAUUUAAUUGUUGACCAAAGACUGAGUCAGGGAAAGGAAGCGUGAGCAAAUGGGAGUGACAUAGGGACCAUACAUAAGAGGAGGAGGCAAAAAGAGAUAACACUGAACUGUGCCGAAAAAGCAGCUUCCAUAAAUGUGAAAUCAUCAUGUGUGGUAUUUUCAAAGUGCAGCUGUCGAACCCUAAGAUUGCAUUAUUUUUUUUUAAAGAGUAGAUGGUAUUUAUUGCUGUGCCAAUUUUUUAUUUAUACUAGCUUUAUACUUGUUCAUAUAAAUAACUUAUCUGAAUUCUGCCUGAGGAAGGAUGAAGAGUGUUUUUCUGAUGUGUUUUUAACUAAGGUGUUUGAGCAAAGGUGACUGUUCAUUUUGCAAUGAAGGCUAUGUUCAAAGUUAAAUAUACACGUUUCAUUGAAAAUGCAGUUCUUCUAGAAGUUUUUGUUGCUAUUUUCCCUCUGUUGGCAUCUAGAGGGUCCUUCUCUCUGGUAACUUGUUUUGAGCAAUGUGAUUUACAGCAACCAGAGCAUUCUGAGAACUCAUCACCUAAAAUAUGAACUCUUUUCUUUACCAACAUCCCACCAAGACGAGCCUUGUCUGCAAACAUGAAACUCUGAUGGCCACAGAGAAGAAAACAUGUAUCAUGAUGAAAGGGCUGCAUGAACCUCCCAUCUUCCACUCCUUAAGAGCUCAGCAUUGUCAGAAUGUGGUUAAUACUGUACUUCAUAUUUUUAUUAGAAAAAAGAAAUAUCUUCCCAAAUAAUGUGAAAAAGGGUUUGUAUUUGUGUACCUGUAAGGCAGCUUUUGUGGAGGAGUUAUAUUAUGCUUUUGAAAUUACUCCUUUCAUAGAAUAUUUUGAAAAUAAACACUUUUAUAUUGUUGCAAUUUCUCCCAUAAAUGUGUAUGCACUUAAAAAUUUCAAAAUAAAAAUGUCUAUCUAAAUGAAA